Pararge aegeria (speckled wood butterfly) is the source of this 1818-nucleotide messenger RNA. RefSeq names its product HAUS augmin-like complex subunit 3. The record is from RefSeq and is a predicted model, not a curated record. The coding region runs from base 53 to 1747 and encodes 564 amino acids. The transcript is spliced from 10 exons. Gene Ontology annotation, biological process: centrosome cycle; spindle assembly. Gene Ontology annotation, cellular component: mitotic spindle; HAUS complex; centrosome. NCBI's taxonomy places the organism in Eukaryota, Metazoa, Arthropoda, Insecta, Lepidoptera, Nymphalidae.
GUAGUCGGAAAGAAGUUCGAAGAACUCGUCAUUAUUUACUUGUGAGGAUACAAUGAAUGAUUUAAGUACAAUAAGUGAUGAGGAAUUCGUUCCAUUCCUCAAAAGUCUAGGUGUGGAAACUUAUAAUAAGUCGUUUGGAUGGCUGUUAAGUGAUCCAGAUUACGAGGGUGUUCUAGGAUGGAUUUACAAUAAUUUAGAUCAAAACAAUGCAUUAACUGCUCGGGAAGAAUACAGAUACUCAGAGCUUGAGAAGCAAGGCAAAGUACUGUCACCAGAAGAUUUAGAAACACAGUUGCAUCAUUUGCAAGACGAGUUCAAAGGACUCUGUUUACCAGGAGACCAGGAUGGAUUGGAAGAUGUUACACUUGAUAUUAGAAUGCAGAAGGAGAAACUGGCAAUGCUGAAUAAACAGGAGGAGAUACUUAAAGAAUUGAUACAGCAGAAUGAGGCUACUAAUCAAGAACUCACCAUGGAGUUAACAAAGCUCAACGCUGCUCAAAAACUAGCUGCUGAUGAUGAGAGGUCAAUGGGGGAAGAGUGUGUGAAGCUGGCAAAGCAGGUGGAGGCUGUAACAGAUGACAUCAUUGAUACAAUAUCAGAUGCUCUGAAUGUAUAUGGGAACUGUGCUGUUGAUAAGGGCUUAGCAAAAAGGUUCUUUACAUACGGCCCCUUCGAGUCAUACAAGCAGACGCAAGAGCUGUUUAAGUCGCACUUCGAUCUGUUCACAUCCCUGAAGUUUGAUGCUAAACACAAUGACACUGCCAGUGAUGAAGUGAGGAUUGCGGUCAGAGAAGCGAGGGAUAUGGAGGAAAGGUUAUCAGAUGCAGUUUCCGCGUUUAUAGAAUCAAAGGCAGAACUUUCCGGAGAGCAAGCAAAGCUGGUCCUAAUUUCCAACUACGACAGUGGUCGACAGUCUAGUGUCACAUCACAAGAAGCUCACAAAAGCGCAAUUCAAUUAUUGGAGCAAGAGGAAUCGAUACUCGAGCAGCAGAUACAAAACGCGAUAAAGCGUUUUGUUGACAGACGAACCAGUUUAGCUGUGGAGAACAUCGCCAGAUCCGCAUUAGCUGAUAGAGAGAUAAUCUACAAAGAUCUAACGUUCCUACAAGAUGUGACCAAUCACGCGGUGGCUUUGGACACGUUGCUGUAUUGGGCCCUCCGGCGGGAACUGCAUUCAGCCGAGGAGCUGUUAUACUUCGCCUCUCACCUCAGGGUGUAUCUAAUACAGGAAACCGAGUUUAUUUCUGAUAGAAUUAAAUCAAUGAACGAUACAUGCACGGAACAAGACUUAGCCGAGGUUAACCUGGAAAGUUCAGAUGUACUUCUAAAUAGUCUUUUCUCGAUACUGGACGGGGAGCCCUGUGGCGAUCCCAAACUACCUAUCAAACUUUACAAUGAUAUGCGGAGGAAGAUACGAGAGACGAAAGAUGAGAUACAAUAUGGAUACGAGAUGAAGGAAGCAGCAUUGGAUGAAAUUAAAAAGCGCGCGAAACCUCUGCACAAAUUGAUCUGGGACGGUUGCACCAAACAGCCGAACUGUUACAACAGGACCGUGUCAUCAUUAAACCACGCUUUGACACACAAAAUGGCGACUAUCGAUACCAAGGUGCACGAGAUUAGUGAAACCUUCAAUAAUGUUAAGGUUGGCGAUGUACAUAACGUGAGGAAACUAUGGCAGUGGUUCAUUGCGGAUCCUACCAGGCUCGCAGCGGCCAUGAGAUAUGCAUCUCGUGACAAACACACGUGACAUACCUUUCGUGGUGACAAGUGAUAUAUAUUAUCAUAUUUUAGGUUAGUUAUAUUUUAUAGUCGUUAUUU